Molecule: messenger RNA, 783 nt
Organism: Amorphotheca resinae ATCC 22711
Lineage: Eukaryota; Fungi; Ascomycota; Leotiomycetes; Helotiales; Amorphothecaceae
Exons: 1
Coding region: 201-737 (178 amino acids)
Source: RefSeq, a predicted model, not a curated record
GCCAUUUCAUGUCCACAUUAGGUGAUUGUGCUCUUUUUCUAAGUAUAUAGCUCAAGCAUUUAGGCUUUAUUCUGCUACAACUGACUGUUAUAUUUUCCGUCGAGGGAACACUGCCGUGUCAUAUAAUCCAUCCAUAUUGUUUACCCCAGGUUUCUUGAUAAAACCCCGCGAAAGGAUAUCUUGCCUACCUUACCUUCACAAUGUUCGCCCGUGUUUCCCGUAGCCUUCUCCGCCAAGGCCCAUUGUCUCUUGCGUCGGCCUCCCAGGCGGCUCGCAUUGGCUCUCGCGCAAACAGCACAUUAUCCAUCGAGGUCCGCGGUUCCGGUACGGGUCUUGCUCAGACCAUCGCCUCGCCACCAUACACGAUUGUAACCGAUACCUACAAGACUCUGGGCGGUACAGAGACGGCCCCAUCACCUCUUUCCUACUCGCUUGCGGGCCUAGCAGGAUGCAACCAGGUGACGGGCGGGCUCGUGGCGCGGGACCUGGGAAUCAAGCUUGGGAAGUGGGAGGUCGAGGUGAAGGGGGAGUUGGACAGCGCGGUCCUGAUUAAGGGGUCCAAGGAGGGCCAUGGGAACUGGGAUAGCAUUGAGCUCAAGAUCAAGGUCGAGACGGACGCUGAUCCUGCCAAGUUUGAGCUCUUCCGCGACGAGACAGAGCGAAGAUGUCCCCUGAGCCAGCUCUUCAUCCGAAGUGGUGUGGCCUGGAAGAACGAAUGGGUCAAUGUGAAGCUGUGAGCACGGCACAGUUGGGCUGAUGUAUUCAACUGUGAUGGAUGGAACC